Messenger RNA from Stomoxys calcitrans (stable fly), 1444 nucleotides. It is a transcript of the gene RpL4, whose product is annotated as large ribosomal subunit protein uL4. The transcript has 4 exons. The record is from RefSeq and is a predicted model, not a curated record. Gene Ontology annotation, cellular component: ribosome; cytosolic large ribosomal subunit. Gene Ontology annotation, biological process: translation. The coding region runs from base 109 to 1320 and encodes 403 amino acids. NCBI's taxonomy places the organism in Eukaryota, Metazoa, Arthropoda, Insecta, Diptera, Muscidae. Gene Ontology annotation, molecular function: RNA binding; structural constituent of ribosome.
UCUUCUUCUCUUCCUUUUUCUUUUCGGUCUUCUAUUGGUUAAUGGAGGACGUUUCUGCUAUUGCAGAAUAAAUAUUUUCGUAAUUUUGAGAAAAAUUGCCAAUAAAAAAUGAGUUUAGCCAACGCAAGACCUCUGGUCUCCGUCUACUCGGAAAAAAAUGAGCAAAUCAAAGAUAAGAACAUUUGCUUACCAGCUGUAUUUAAGGCACCUAUUCGCCCUGAUGUUGUCAACGACAUCCAUCAAUUGAUGCGUCGCAACAAGCGUCAACCUUAUGCUGUUAGCGAACAGGCCGGUCAUCAAACCUCUGCUGAAUCCUGGGGUACUGGUCGUGCUGUGGCCCGUAUUCCUCGUGUCCGUGGUGGUGGUACUCACCGUUCCGGCCAGGGCGCUUUCGGUAACAUGUGUCGUGGUGGCCGCAUGUUCGCCCCAACCAAGACCUACCGUCGCUGGCACCGUAAGGUCAAUGUAAACCAACGUCGUUAUGCUUUGGUUUCCGCCAUCGCUGCUUCUGGCGUACCAGCCCUUGUACAAUCUAAGGGUCAUAUAAUUGAUGGUGUCUCUGAAUUCCCCUUGGUCGUUUCUGACGAAGUCCAAAAGUUGCAAAAGACCAAGCAAGCUGUUGUGUUCCUUCGACGCAUGAAAAUUUGGGCCGACAUCCAAAAGGUGUACAAAUCGCAACGUUUCCGUGCUGGUCGUGGUACCAUGCGCGACCGUCGUCGCAUUGCCCGUCGUGGUCCUCUCAUCGUUUACUAUAAGGAUGAAGGUUUGCGUCGUGCUUUCCGCAAUAUCCCCGGCAUUGAAACCAUGUCUGUCGAUAAGAUGAAUUUGCUGAAGUUGGCUCCUGGAGGCCAUGUCGGUCGCUUCGUCAUAUGGACUGAAUCAGCCUUUGCUCGUCUCAAUGAAUUGUUUGGCACCUGGAAAUCUGGUUCCACCUUAAAGAAGGGAUACAACCUUCCCCAACCCAAGAUGGCCAACACUGACUUGUCGCGCCUUCUAAAGUCUGAAGAAAUCCGCAAGGUUCUUCGUGAUCCACGCAAGAAGGUCUUCCGUCGUGUACGUCGUCUCAAUCCAUUGUCAAAUGUUCGUCAGCUCAUUAAGUUGAACCCAUAUGCUGAGGUUCUUCGUCGUCGUGCUGCUUUGGCUGCUGAACAACGUACCAUUGCCAAGACCUUGGCCAAGGCAAAGAAGAACAACGUUGAAUUGGCUAAGAAUCACUUUGCUGUGGUUGCUACCAAAGCCGCUGCCAAUCGCGCUGCUAUGUUGAAGAAGGCCUUUGAAGCUAGAAAGAAGAAAGUCGCUGCUGCCCCCAAGAAGAAGUAAACUUUAAAAAAGUUUAUCUUAUCUAAAUAAGUAGUGGGAGUGUAUCUGUAAAUUCUUUUAAAGCUAACAAAUAUAUGAAUUUUUCAUAAAACAUAAAAAAGAAACAAAAUCUAUAAAACCCCAA